AUGAGAUCUUUGAUUGAUGUGAUUCCAAAUCCAGUGUUUCCUCCCUUCUGGACUUUUUUUGGUUUGAUCGAUAACACAGAUAAGAAGGCCAAUUAUGUUGUUAAGGUCUGUGGAAUUGAUAUAACACCUUAUCCUGUUAAAAGAGAUGAUAAUAUCAGUGGCGGAAAGUUGGUAAUUGACGUCAAGUAUUUAUUCCUUCAUGUUCACCAAGAGACUCAUGACAUUUGUAAAGAAACGUCUUGUCCAGUUUCUGGUGAUUUCUUGCUUUCACACUCUCAAGCUUUACCUGGAAUCGCUCCUCCAGGCUCGUAUGCUCUUACGAUGAAAAUAUUGGAUGAAAGCAAUCAAGAGUUGUCAUGCAUAACCUUUGGUUUCAGUAUUAGUUUACUUGCAGAACCAAUUCCAAUAGCAGAUGGUUGAGUAGUCUUCAACUCUGGACCAAGUGUGUCAUAUACUUUACAAAUUCUGUAAAUGUAUGAAAUUCACUUUUAUUAGUAACCAGACUCAUUCUUCUA
Capsicum annuum is the source of this 515-nucleotide messenger RNA. RefSeq names its product putative phosphatidylglycerol/phosphatidylinositol transfer protein DDB_G0278295. Lineage: Eukaryota; Viridiplantae; Streptophyta; Magnoliopsida; Solanales; Solanaceae. The record is from RefSeq and is a predicted model, not a curated record. Gene Ontology annotation, molecular function: sterol binding. The transcript is spliced from 4 exons. Gene Ontology annotation, biological process: sterol transport. The coding region runs from base 1 to 420 and encodes 139 amino acids.